GUAUUCGAUGUAUCAUUUCUUGUCCAAUGAAACGCGUGUUUACAUAUGACGUAAAAGACAAGGCCGCGGCAACUUCAAUGUGAAACAAAGACAGUUGGAAUGACCUGGCACAAAUGUGAAUGAAAAGCUUUGUGUGAAUGAUUUGAUAGAGAAAACAGAGGAUGUGCCUGUAAAGAAUGUGAUCAAAGGGUAGUACCAACAUAAUGGAGGUGGAGGAAUCCACGUUUGAUGUCUUCUCCACAUCCCGUUCCCGUCUUCUCCCUGUGGACGACAGAAAUGCCUCCCUCUUUAACUCCCACAGUGUGGGAAUGUUACAGUGGGGCAGUCUGGAGGAUUUCAAGGCCUUCAACAAAAAGUGGGAGAGUGUGGACGAUGUCAGGCAGAUCCCCUCGGACUUCAGUGCUCCGGCUUCUCACCUCGGGAGCGUGGACAGGUUACAGUUAUUGGGCAUGGAUCACACAGGGGUGGGUAAUGUCCACCAUCAUGAGACCUACAGCCAGAGUGGGACCCUGCCCCUGGGGUGCCUGGAUGAUGUGGAUGAAGUUGUUUUUGAGAUUGUGGUGGACAUGAGGCCUGGGGAAAAAAGAUUUGGAUUUUCUGUCAUGGGCGGAUUGGAUGAGGGGUUUCCACCUCGGAUUGAUGAUAUUGCAUCAGGUUCCCCAGCAGACAGGGCUGACUUGGAAGUCUGGGAUGAAAUCCUGGAAGUCAAUGGAAGAUCACUAGAAAACUGCACCCAUGCAGAAGUCAUUACCUUCAUUCACAAGUGCAUCAGGAGUAGGUGUAUAAAAUUACGAGUCAGGAGACGGAAGAAUAAUAAAUCAGGAGGCCCUUCAUUUGAAAAUGUUCAAGAUGCUUACAUGAUAGCUGUUGAAGAUGCUGCCAAAGAGAAGCUGGAAAAAUUAUCCCAAACUCAUACAAUUGUCCCCCUUGAUAUGACCAAACUAGCACUGAGUAAUCAAAACACGUCAUCGGAAGAAAGCCCAGUAGAGAGUUAUUCAUUUAAUCAGUCCUCCAUGCCUGUGAAUACCAAAGGCAAACCACAGGGAAAUGGUCACUUACAGCAAGUGGAAAUGAACGGUUUCAGUGAAAAAGAAAUGACGAAGAAAAGUAAAGGUGACAAAGGACGUAAAGACAGUAAAGCUAAGAGGAACAGUACGACGGAAACCCCUCUCAUAGAGAAUGCUCGCAGUCAGAACUCACUGAAUCAUUCCCAGGAGGAGUUACAAUACUAUCAUGAACAAGAGGACAGUUUUAAUUAUCCUUACACUGAGAACUCUUUUGAAGUGGAUGACCCAGGUCCGCAUAGAGAAAUGGCUAUUGACUGUCCAGAUAGUUUUACUGCGACGGUCAAGUCACAUCCCCGACCCCCCUCAUCCCACUCCCCAUAUUCUCACCCUUCCACUCCUAACAAAUCAAUAGAAAAACUGCCAGACGGUAAGUCACAGCCAGAGGUGAUAUCAAACGGACAGCAGAAUGUUCCCGUCACACAGGAGCAGUUGGAACGUUUACGGAAACAUCAAGAGGAUUUACGGAAACGUCGGGAAGAGGAAAGUCGAAUUGCAAGGGAACAGGAAUUCUUACGCACAUCUCUCCGAGGUUCAAAGAAACUUCAGGCUUUGGAGAGCAAAGGUCACAAUGUGGAGGGCAUGGUCAACACAGCAUUCGAGGAAAACGAUGAUGAAAUCGAUAACUUGGAUGAUGGAUUUGGAAGCACUAGGGCUUCAGAAAAGGACAGAUACAUGAAAAAGAAUCUAGGUACAAAAGACAUUUUCUCCUGUCUGAAGAAACUACAGAGUAAACUGAAUGCUGCUGAGGAGAGGGAUGAGUUGUCUUUUCUUACUAGUCUCUUUCAAAGUCCUCAGUUUCAGCAAGCUGUCAACAUCCACAGAAAAAUGAUCAGUGUGACCACCCAAUCUCCUCCCCCCAAACCUGAGGCCACUGAUGCCUACCAAACGUCUAAUGAGGUCAUGGAGGAGCUACAGAAUGCCCAGUCUCCCUACUCCUCAGACCUGCUGGAAAUGUUGUCCUCACCAGGCUUCAGAAAUCUUUUUCGAGCGCAUGAUUUAGUGGCAGCACAACAGCUCAAACCUGUGACAAGCCUCCCUGAUGAAGCUUUUGAGCAGUAUUCUAUGCAAGCAUAUGGAGAGGACAGCAUCAAAAUUGUUCAACUUCAGAAAACCAAUGAACCUUUGGGUGCUACUGUCCGUAAUGAUGGGGAUGCUGUUAUAAUAGGGAGGAUCGUGAAAGGAGGAACUGCAGAAAAAAGUGGUCGUCUACAUGAAGGAGAUGAAAUCCUAGAAGUGAAUGGGAUCGACAUGAGAGGCAAAAAUAUCAAUGAUGUUUCAGACUUGUUGGCCAAUAUGAGUGGAAACAUAAACUUUACAAUCAUUCCAACAGGGAACUACACCCCUAAACCCUCACCUCGUCAACAGGAGGACAUGCUUCAUGUGAAGGCCUUGUUUAACUACGACCCUGAGGAGGAUAUAUACAUUCCCUGCAGGGAGCUGGGAAUCUCCUUCAUGAAGGGGGAUAUCCUCCACGUGAUCAGUACAGAGGAUCCCAACUGGUGGCAGGCGUAUCGGGAGGGGGAGCAGGAGCAUCAGUCCCUAGCCGGACUCAUCCCAAGUCGAUCCUUCCAGGAACAGAAGGAACGUAAUAAGAUCAUGUUGGAAAACGAGUCCAAAGAAAACAAGAAGAAAAGCCAAACUUGUUCGUGUGGCAGAAGGGACAAGAAAAGAAAGCGAAAAUCAAUGUAUGAAACUGAGGAAAUAUUAACAUAUGAAGAAGUGGAAAUGUAUUACCCACAACCCAACAGGAAAAGACCUAUUGUAUUGAUUGGUCCUCCAAAUGUAGGCCGACAUGAAUUAAGGUCAAGGUUGAUGGAGUCAGAUUUUGAUAGAUUUGCAGCUGCUGUUCCUCAUACAAGUCGCCCACCAAAGAAUGAUGAGGGAAAUGGAAAGGACUAUCAUUUUGUCACAAGAGCAGAAUUUGAAGCAGACAUUGUUAGCAAUAAGUUUGUGGAGCAUGGAGAGCAUGAGAAGAAUUUGUAUGGAACAAGUCUGGAUGCUGUCCGUCAAGUGAUCAACACUGGCAAGAUCUGCAUCCUCAAUCUUCAUCCAGAGUCUUUACAAGUUCUGAAAUCAUCAGAUUUAAAACCUUACAUAGUAUUUGUGUAUCCACCAAACAUGGAGAAGUUGCGGCAAAUGCAGAGAAAUUUCUACCCAGAAAACAACAUAUCCGAUGACAUGCUGAAGGACAUCAUUGAGCGCGCUCGGGAGAUGGAGGAGAAAUACGGACAUUUCUUUGAUUAUAUUCUGGUUAACCAGGACAUGGACCGCGCGUACAGUGAAUUGUUGGCAGAAAUCAACAGACUGGAAGUAGAACCUCAGUGGGUUCCACUUCAGUGGGUGGACAGCUAGUUAUUGAAGUGAGACCAAUUUCAGGAUUGUUUCAAUGGCCAGUUUUUAAUGCAGGACAUGUAGAGGAUUGUAGGAGAUCUGAAAAUGGUUGUGAUGGGAAAGUGUGAGAGUGACAGACCUACAUAGCCUAAGUUUUGUGCUUUUACAAAAAAAAGUUACUAGUCUUUUUGUCACUUUCCUUAAUUUAAACAUGGAUUUACUUUCAUAAACUGAUCAAAGAACAUGUUAUGUGGAUUAUCAUAUAAAUUAGUUUUAUCCUAGUAGAAUGGAAUAAGAUUACAGGAUACAUUUAUUGCGACCAGGACUGUUUUGAUAUUCAAGAUAAUUCUAACGGGUUAUAAAUAAUUCCAGAAUGAUUUGUUUUAACCAUUAAAAAAUAAUAUUGCUCAUUGUUAUAUGCAAUAUUCCAUAUAGAGACAUUCCACAAAAUAUAAAUAUUUUAUCAUUCCAAGAACUGGAUAAAUUAUGAUUUUUAUAGAAAUUUUUGAAAUGUUAAAAAUUAUGUCCAACAAUUUUUCUGUAUAGAAAUUUUCUCUUCUUCAUUAAGCAUUGAACAAACUCUCUCAAAAUCCAUUCAUUGUUCAAAACUGUAAGAGGUACAUGUACAUUGUAUUGGGUCCAAAUUUAUCUUUAUUUAUGAAUUUUUUUGCCUGCAGAAUGCAUUAUCUUUAUGCCACUGACAACAAGCUUGUGCCAAGUCUCUUGUGUUUCUUGUUUAGUCUUCCAAGAUUCAGCAUUUAUUAUUAAAAUGACGAGAAGUGUGGAACAAAAACUACCAGUCUGAGGAAGAAUGUACAGCUUCAUAAAACAAAACCUUUAUCAGUCCAUGUCAAAUUUUGACCCUUGUACAUGUAGUCCACAGAUCAAUCUGACUGGUGGCCUAUUACAUAUUUUAUUUAUAUACAACUGAACUUGAUCCAAUAAGAGUUUUGUAUUGUGUACAUUAAACAAGUUUGUUACAUUUGAACAGAUUAUACUUAAUAUCAUUUAUAAUGCUUUAUCGAUAAGCUUCAUAUAAAAGGAGUAUUUAUUCAGUAUAUUAGGAAAUCAAAAGGAUGUCUCAGUUUGUUUAAGAUGCUGUUUAAAUGAUUAAUUAUAACAUAACAAACCAUUAUACCCAAAAGUAUAUACAAUAUUUGUAAGAUAAGUUUAAGUUAUAUACACAAUAAUUGUAACUUAAGUUGAAGACUUUGUAUCUGUUACAGCUAAACCAAACCAUACUAAAGAUUCAUAUUUAAAUUUGUCUUAUUUACUUAUUGCAUGUUAUAGAGUUUUGUUCAGUUCAAUAUUUCCAUUUCCCGAAUCAAUUUCUGUCAAGUCCUAAUGCUGCUUAUCUGAUACCUCAAACUAUGGCUAGCUUCACAGAAACAUUCUAUAUUAAUACAAUGGUGCUAUAUGUAUAGAUUCUUAAAAUGGAAGCAAGACUAAUAAUGUUAUAAUCAUUUGUAUAUAUUAUAUUUACUCAUGUAAAUGUAUCUUCUAAAAAGAAUAUUUUUACCUGAUAUUAAAGAUGAAUGUGAUA
This is a messenger RNA of Saccostrea cuccullata (small rock oyster), 4941 nucleotides long. Its product is annotated as protein PALS1-like. Bases 204 to 3419 code for a protein of 1071 amino acids. Gene Ontology annotation, cellular component: adherens junction; plasma membrane. Lineage: Eukaryota; Metazoa; Mollusca; Bivalvia; Ostreida; Ostreidae. The transcript is spliced from 18 exons. Gene Ontology annotation, biological process: establishment or maintenance of epithelial cell apical/basal polarity; establishment or maintenance of polarity of embryonic epithelium; generation of neurons. The record is from RefSeq and is a predicted model, not a curated record. Gene Ontology annotation, molecular function: protein binding.